Rasamsonia emersonii CBS 393.64 is the source of this 4332-nucleotide messenger RNA. RefSeq names its product Calpain-like protein. The transcript is spliced from 11 exons. Gene Ontology annotation, cellular component: cytoplasm. Gene Ontology annotation, molecular function: calcium-dependent cysteine-type endopeptidase activity. NCBI's taxonomy places the organism in Eukaryota, Fungi, Ascomycota, Eurotiomycetes, Eurotiales, Trichocomaceae. Gene Ontology annotation, biological process: proteolysis. The record is from RefSeq and is a predicted model, not a curated record. The coding region runs from base 1 to 4332 and encodes 1443 amino acids.
AUGGAGUUUGACGACGAGGGAAUGGCCUUCGCGCCAUCGUCCCGAUCCGGGAGCAGAACACCCCGCAAAGCGCCCAAGCAGACGCCCCAAGGAACAGUCAAGCAAUUCUGGGCCCAAUUCAACACGAAGUACCCAGGGAAGGUCUUUACCGUCCUCCCGGACAACCCCUACGCGCGCAGCAAGGCCGCGCAGUUGCCCAAGGGUGUCGUCCAGGGCCACGAUGCGGUGAAAUCGUACGAGCAGGCGAGGAAGGAGUGCGUGCGCGCCGUCGAGCGCAUUGUGCGCGAGUGCAAACGCGUCAAUCAGAAGUAUACCGAUCCGCAUUUCGAUAUCGAGUUUGAUCUCAAGUCCGGUAGGAGGGAUUAUCUCGAUGGGCUGGAUGGGACUAACGUGGAGAUGCGUCCGAAGGGUGUGAAGAGAGUAACUGAUAUCUUCGAGAACCCGCAAUUCUACAUCAACGGACCGACGGCAGGGGAUGUUCGCCAGGGACGCGAUGGCGAUUGCUGGCUGAUGGCCGCCCUCUGUACAUUAGGCAACAAGAAGGAACUAAUCAACAGGAUCUGUGUUGCUCGCGAUGAGCAGGUUGGAGUCUACGGGUUCAUUUUCUACAGAGACGGCGAAUGGCAACAGUGUAUCGUCGACGACAAGCUUUACCUCAGAGCGGCAGAUUACGACGAGUCGAUUGAUGAACGCCCGAUUUGGGACGACAUCAACCGCACAGACACCGAAGAGGAAUAUCGCAAGGUCUGGCAGACCGGGUCGCGAGCAUUGUAUUUCGCGCAGUGCGCCGAUGAGAACGAGACCUGGCUGCCGCUGCUGGAGAAGGCCUAUGCGAAAGCACACGGCGACUAUUCUGCAAUCGAGGGGGGCUUUGUGGGGGAGGCGAUCGAAGAUCUGACCGGCGGUGUCACGUCGGAGAUCCUGUCCAGCAACAUUCUGGACAAGGACAACUUCUGGAAAGAAGAACUCAUGAACGUGAACAAGGAAUUCCUGUUCGGCUGUGCCACCGGCAUGUUUUCGAACUGGCUGGAUCCGAAAUACACCGGACCCCCGCGAGACCGCAAAGGCAUUUCCGAGGGACACUCGUACUCGAUCAUGGAUGCCAAGGAGAUUGACGGCGUGCGCUUACUUCGGCUGAGAAAUCCUUGGGGCAAGAAGGAAUGGAGCGGGGCGUGGAGUGACGGCUCUGAGCAGUGGACACCGCAAUGGAUGGAACGGCUCAAUCACAAAUUUGGCAAUGAUGGGGUGUUCUGGAUCUCGUACGAGGAUCUGCUCAAGAAGUAUCAGCAUUUCGACAGGACCCGUCUUUUUGGCCCGGAAUGGACCGUCACUCAGCAGUGGACCAGUCUCAACGUGCCGUGGUCGGCAGACUACCACAGCACUCGAUUCGUGAUCGAACUGACCAAGACGAGCCCUGUGGUGGCCGUUUUAUCUCAGCUCGAUGCUCGCUAUUUCCGAGGGCUGGAGGGGGAAUACAAUUUCACGCUCCAGUUUCGACUCCAAAAGGAAGGCGAGGAAGAUUACAUCGUCCGUAGCCGGAACAACUACAUGAUGUCCCGGUCCGUGAAUACGGAGAUCACGCUGGACGCCGGCCGGUACUCUGUCCUCGUCAAAGUGACCGCCUAUCGGCGCAACCACGCGGUCACGGUCGAGGAAGUUAUCAGACAGAACGCCUCGACACGGCGCGAGAAGCUCGUUCAGAUCGGGCUCUCGUACGACCUGGCACAUACAAAGGGUCUUGUGUUGGAAACCGACGAGGAGAAGAAAGAGCGGGAGGAGCGGGAGGAGCGUCAUCGGUUUGCGGAGCGCCUCAAGCUGCGCGAGCAGACGAUCAAGAGACUGCAGAAGCAGUGGAUCCGGGACAAGAAGAUGGAGGCUCGGCGGCAGAGGCAGGCUGAGAGAGAAGCCCUCCGACGGGCCGCAGCGAGAUCGCACGCGGGCAAUGGCGACCAUGUCGAUGUCGAGUAUUCGGACAAUGAGGCCAAAAUCUCGGAUGAUACUGGUUUUGAGAUGGGCCAUUCAAAGCGUUCUCAUGUCAAUGGCAAUGGCAAUGGACCCGCAUCCACGAGAAAACAUCGACAGUCCAGCCGGCCGCCACGGCCUAGUCUGAACACGAGUUUGACGAGACCCGGGUGUCGCGACGACCAGGAGCUGCUGCAGGACUUUGAAUUCGACUCGGACCUCGACAUGCCCGAGGAGAGUACAUGUACUCCAGACAACAAACAGCCGCUGCCCGACAGUCCUCCUCCUCCUCCUCCUCCUCCGUCUUCAGACAUGAAUGAAGUGACAGACGAUCCCUGGAAUGCAGUCUGUGUAGUUGGGCUGAAGGUCUUUUCAAAAGACCCGCAGCUGCGGCUGCAGGUGGUGCGGCCCAAGGCUGACGACGGCGAAGCACCGCUUGAUCGUGAUGAUCCGGCGUGUAUACAAUUACAUGAAUUGUACAUUACAGCUGAUCUGAAUAAAUGGUUAAUCCGUAUCUUAUCGGAGCUCCCAGCUCCCCUCGCCUCGGUCUCCGCCAAGAGACGAUUAAUUAUUCCUGCUCGACCUCACCGACCAGACAGACACACGCAAUCAAUCAAUCAAUCUUUCUACAACCCCGGAGAUAAUAACGAUGGCGCUAUGCGCCUCCUCCUCCUCCCCCUGGCCAAAUCUCCUUAUCGACUACGCUAUCCCGGCGUAGGCCCUUGCCAGCCACUUUUCAGCUUUUCCUACGCGGUUCCGACACGUUCGCGUCGCGCCGGACGGUCCUUUUUCUACUACUACUUCUUUUCCCCGUCGCGGACUUAUGCUUCUGCUAAUGCAAAUGCUGCUGCUGCGCCAUUUACCGAGGAGACUGUCCAGGUACCGGUUGGAGGGAAUGGGUGUGUGCGUUUGAGCGUGCUUCAUCCUCCCCGCGUUGCAGCAACGAAACCCGCGCGUCCGAAUGUGAUUCUCUACUUGCCUCCCGGACCGGUGUUUUCACGGCAAGAGCGCGAUGUAAAGGGUGGUAAUAGUGAUGGGGCGGGUGGAGAGAACGAUGCCAGUUCGACAGGAUCGGCGGAUUCGGAGGAAGGAGAAGGCAAACAACUCAGGAGGGAUUCACCUCAACAUGUCCUCGCCUCGACGACUACGUCUACGGUGGUGACAUUGAACUAUCGGCUGGGAUAUAUGCCAGGCGAGCAGGCCGUGGCUAAGCAGUCGCCCCCGCAACAACAACAAUUCUACAAAUAUCCGACGCCAGUGCAUGACACCCUCGCCGGGCUUGACUGGAUUCUGCAGGAGCUUCAACCCGCCCAACUAUUCGUUUUUGGAACGCAUGUCGGCGGCUCGUUGGCCCUCAUGCUGGCCCUGACAGAGGCUCGGCAUAUCCAGGCGAUUGCGGCGUAUGAGCCGAUCUGCGACUGGACCGAACUGGACGAGUAUUGCACGAUCGCGCCGGAAGAUAUCGAGAAGGCCCUAACUCCGAGCACGGUCAAGGGUCGCGGGACAGAAAAAAAGGAGAAGGAGAGGCAGCGCGCGAUGGAAUUACUCCUAGCGCAGAUCAAGAGGAAGACGACGCGACGAAGGAGAGGUCCUGCGCCUGUCGAUCUGGUGCCCUUGCUCGAUGCGCGCGAGCGAUUCUUCGACACGCCGGAAAAGUAUUUUGACUCAUUCGCGUCGCCGAUGAUCUUCCUCCGGUCGCCUGGGAAAGACGUUCCGAAGACGUCCCCCAAGUACCAUACCGGACCGGAGUAUCCGGUGCCGGUGCUGCAGAUACCGCAGCUGAAGGAGGAGGAGCUCAUUGAUCUGUGGGACAUGUUCAUGCUGCCUGACGAGGAGAUGGCUGCUGCCUCGACAGCGACAGCCAGCGCCGAAGACGACGAGGAACGGCCGAUGCGUCGACGCAAAGCGCUCUCGCGCUGGCCGCCAUAUGGGUUGGAGGACGGGGUGAGCGCGCCCAGCUGGGAGAAUUACGGCAUCCGACGGCUGGAGGUGACGUUGCCAUGGGUGCGGCUUUUCGCUAGCGGUCCUGCCGGGGGGUCGUCUGUAGAAGCUGGGGCUGAAUCCAGUCCCAACUCUGGGGGUGGCGAGACCGAAGGCACUCCCCGUAGACGUCGAUCGUCAAACGAGAGGACCGUCCUGGCUCGACAGGCAGAGGAGAUGGUCUCGGUGAUGCGUCGGGCCUGUUUCUGGGGUCGCGAGAAGGGGUAUGGAGAGAGAAGGGUAGAAUUGAGCUGGACGCCAAAGAUGUCGUCGGCAGGGAAUGAGCCAGAACCAAAGCUGAAGAGUCCUGCAUCCGCUCACACUGUCGAGAAAGAGGCGGGCUACUGGUUCCGGGAGAUAAUGGAGGUAAACGCCAGUGGCAGCUCGUGA